This is a messenger RNA of Gryllus bimaculatus (two-spotted cricket), 661 nucleotides long. Lineage: Eukaryota; Metazoa; Arthropoda; Insecta; Orthoptera; Gryllidae. The record is from the annotation of a GenBank genome assembly.
AAAUAUGAUAUGCGAGCGCUGCGUGCAUAAAAACUGGUAAUAACGCACCGGGUUUCGUUGGUCCGUGAAAAUAAUCUAAAUUUUGUAAGGGGGAAGUAAAACGUAAAUACUGGCUUACAGUUGUGAAGAACAGUCAAAAUCCACUAGUGGUUAAUUCAUUUUUAAUUAUCAAAUCUUGAAUACAGUAUUCGUUAUGCCACAUCCAGCAAGUGGUGGUGCUCAGUUUCUGCAGCAUACUAGGAAGAUUAUUAGGUUUUCUCGGAAAGGGUGUACAAAUAGACCAUUUUAUCACAUAGUAGUUAUGGAAAGCUUCAGGGAUCAACAAGACCCAGUCAUUGAACAAGUUGGAACAUAUGACCCGUUACCCAAUCAACAUAAUGAAAAAUUAGUUUCACUCAAUUUGGAAAGAAUUCGUCAUUGGGUUGGAAAUGGUGCUGAUGUCUCCACACCAGUUGCCCAAUUAUUGGGUUUAUGCGGUUUUUUUCCUAUUCACCCAAGAUCUUACAUGACUGCAUGGAGGAAUCGCAGGGCUCAAGCACUAUCCGAAAAUAAUUCAAGUUCAUAGAAAGGUACACUUAACUUAUUAGAAAUUGAUUUAUUUUUACUUUGUAAUACAUAAUAGCUUUAGAAUUAAAAACUUGAUACUGUGUAAUAAUAAAGU